ACUGAUAUUGAAAUAACACGGGAGGAGGACUUUGCCCGCAUCCUGCAGAUGGAGGAAGAGUACGUCCAGCAGAUUUGCGAGGAUCUGAUGAGAGUGAAGCCAGAUCUGGUCAUCACAGAGAAAGGCAUUUCUGACUUGGCCCAGCACUACCUGAUGAGAGCCAACAUCACCGCGAUCCGCAGAGUGAGGAAGACGGACAACAACAGGAUCGCCAGGGCUUGCGGCGCUCGCAUCGUGAGUCGCACGGACGAGCUGCGGGAGGAGGACGUGGGGACCGGAGCCAGGCUCUUUGAAGUGAAGAAAAUCGGCGAUGAGUAUUUUGCCUUCAUCACCGAUUGCAAGGACCCCAAGGCUUGCACCAUCGUUCUGCGUGGAGCCAGCAAGGAAAUCCUAGCAGAGGUCGAGCGCAACCUUCAGGAUGCCAUGCAGGUGUGUCGCAACGUCCUCCUGGACCCGCAGCUGGCACCGGGCGGGGGAGCCACCGAAAUGGCCGUCUCCCACGCGCGGACGGAGAAGUCCAAAGGCAUGACGGGCGUGGAGCAGUGGCCGUACCGUGCCGUAGCCCAGGCUCUGGAAGUCAUCCCCCGAACGCUGAUCCAGAACUGCGGCGCCAGCACCAUCCGCGUGCUGACCUCGCUCAGGGCCAAACACACUCAGGAAGGCAGCCAGACCUGGGGCGUGAACGGCGAGACCGGAGCCUUGGCCGAUAUGAAGGACCUGGGGAUCUGGGAGCCUUUAGCAGUCAAAUUGCAGACCUACAAAACAGCGGUGGAGACUGCAGUUCUCCUCCUCCGCAUCGAUGACAUCGUUUCGGGGCACAAAAAGAAGGGCGACGAGCAGAGCAAGCAGCCGGCGGCGCCAGAGGCAGCCCAGGAAUAA
Molecule: messenger RNA, 879 nt
Organism: Mesitornis unicolor (brown roatelo)
Lineage: Eukaryota; Metazoa; Chordata; Aves; Mesitornithiformes; Mesitornithidae
Gene: CCT3
Product: chaperonin containing TCP1, subunit 3 (gamma)
Exons: 7
Biological process (GO): protein folding
Cellular component (GO): chaperonin-containing T-complex
Molecular function (GO): ATP binding; ATP-dependent protein folding chaperone
Source: RefSeq, a predicted model, not a curated record